AUGGCCACUGAUGAGUACAAACUUGUUUUCUUUGAACCCAAAAUUUUUGCAGCGCACAUAUUUUUAACCAAGGAUAACUCAUGGAAAAUUAUUGGAGCUCCUCACUCGUCAUUCCCACAUGAAAGCAGGCCUCUUUUAGUUUCAAAUGGAGCAUGUCACGGGGUCGUCAGAUAUGGAGUUUCGAAACAAGCUCUCCAUGCUUUCAUUUUGGUAGAGGAGGAGUUCCGACAAUUGCCAUUGCCUCUUGCUCUGAUGGCAGAAACAGCUCUGCAACGAUGGGUAGGUACCCAGGUUCUCAUAGGAGGAGGCUUUUGUGUAUGGUCUCGUAAUCAACAUGGAUACGCUGAAUUUUGGGAGAUGAAAGAGUAUGGGGUCCCUGAAUCAUGGGUUAAAUUGUUUCAUUUCAGGGUGCAUGAUAUACCAGAUGUUCUUUCUUCAGAAUUUGGUUGCAGUUUUGUUUCUGUUACAGAAGGGGGUGCAGUGUUGGUCUCCCUCGGUGACAAGGAGUUGGUCAGAAUUGAAUGUCACAGAGAAGAGAAGCCUGUCUGUAGUGGCCGGUGUAAGAUUCCAUGGCUAAUGACUAAAUGUGAUGCAAUGGUGUAUGGGGAAACUCUACUCUCUGUGUAG
This is a messenger RNA of Argentina anserina (silverweed cinquefoil), 627 nucleotides long. RefSeq lists its product as uncharacterized. The transcript has a single exon. Bases 1 to 627 code for a protein of 208 amino acids. The record is from RefSeq and is a predicted model, not a curated record. NCBI's taxonomy places the organism in Eukaryota, Viridiplantae, Streptophyta, Magnoliopsida, Rosales, Rosaceae.